UAAGGGCUCAAGAAGCGGCAAUAUGGAGUCACGACACGACCAAACAAAUUUUUAACGCUAUACUAAAUCCUUUUUGUAUUCAUUCGAAACCUAAAUGGCGGAAAGCAGCUCAAAAUGCUGUAGCAGGCAUUGUUAAAGCACCAUGCUUUUUAAACAACCAGGUUCAUAAUGUUCCAGCUGACAAAUGUGCAGAAUUUUGUCAAGAUAUUUUAGGUAGUUCCAGCAAAAAAUCUAUUCAAGCUGGGCAAACUACCAUCCUGCAUACUCUAGGAUUAUUGAAAGAAACUAUACAAAGUUUUAGUAAAGGACAUAUAAAAAAAUCCUGUGAAACUAUAUUGAGACUAAUGACUUUAAAUUAUCCUAUUGUUACAUCCUGUGGUCUUCAAGUGAUGCACUCACUGUUCUCUUCACAACAAGCUGUGAUUUCUGGUGAUUUAAAUGGUAAAUUAAUCGCAGCUUUGUAUGAAUAUCAACCAGGGAGCACUGAUAUACAACCUACAUUGGCUUGGUUACUGGUAAUGCAAGAAGCUCAUGUUCAUCUAGCUGAUAUAGAUAUUUCAAUCGCUAUGAGUUUACUGCCUAAAUUUUUUACUACUGUUUCUGAACUGUGGUUAACUGGAAAAAGUGAUGUAAUUAGUGCAGCAACACAUUGUCUUGAGGUCCUUUUAAAAGAUAUUGUUGGACCAGCAACAGAAACUACAGAUUCAGUUCAAAAACAUUUUUCAAAAUUAGAGAAGUGUUUUAAUAUUAUCCAUUCGUGCCUUAAUUAUCAAUACAAUAAUACAUGGAGUCAAGUAUUGCAUAUUAUUGGAGUUAUGUUCGAUGUAGCGGGGGCAAAUUGUUCAAAUAUGUUUGUGGAUGCAUUGAAGACAUUAGCUGAAUUAAGGGAUUCCUUCAAGUUUAGGAAACUGUUGUUGCGCGAACAAGCUUUGUCCAAACGUCGCAAAACUAUGGAAGAACUGCUACAAUGGCACCAGAAGCUGUUGCACGAAGAACGCGCCUCGAGCACCUGGAAACCAAAGUGA
Messenger RNA from Sitophilus oryzae (rice weevil), 1025 nucleotides. RefSeq names its product RRP12-like protein. Bases 345 to 1025 code for a protein of 226 amino acids. NCBI's taxonomy places the organism in Eukaryota, Metazoa, Arthropoda, Insecta, Coleoptera, Curculionidae. The transcript is spliced from 3 exons. The record is from RefSeq and is a predicted model, not a curated record.